Molecule: messenger RNA, 1062 nt
Organism: Salvia miltiorrhiza (redroot sage)
Lineage: Eukaryota; Viridiplantae; Streptophyta; Magnoliopsida; Lamiales; Lamiaceae
Product: basic leucine zipper 9
Exons: 5
Coding region: 190-885 (231 amino acids)
Biological process (GO): regulation of DNA-templated transcription
Molecular function (GO): DNA-binding transcription factor activity
Source: RefSeq, a predicted model, not a curated record
AAUUUUUUGCUGAAAAGUCAUGCAAGAGCCUUGUCUUUUUCUUCCACUACUAUUCGGCUUCUUUCUAUUAAGUUUAACUGAAUUCGCCCAUGCACCUUUUUAAUUUUCCACAUCCUUCUUUUUCUUUGUAUAUAUAUAUAUAAAUCGUGGUGUCUCAUUCUUCAUAGUUAAGCAAUCAAAGAAACAAAAAUGGAUGGCCAAAAAGCAGUGUUGAAGAGCAGGCCAUUAUUUGGCUCAAGAAAUAUGAAGAAAAGUGAAUCAGAACUUGCUUUGGAGGAGCUGUUUGCAUCUGAUCAAGACGACAAAUUGGGAGGCUCAGAUCAACAUGCUUUCUUCCCCAUCGACAACCUGCAUUUUAAUUUCAAAAAUUCGGAGAUUCACUCAAGCAUGAGCUCCUUCACAGAGAAUAAUUACCCAUUCUCAGCUUCUCCAAAUCUGAAUCCUAAUCCACCAAAGCUUUCCACCGCCAUCGACUCCCCAUUAUCCAUAUGUGUUGACAGUCCCCAAUCAGAUGAAGAAGAAUACCUGGAAGGCGAUCAAUACAAUCAUAAUCCCGCUGACGACACCAAACGCAUCAAAAGGAUGGUUUCAAACAGAGAGUCAGCUCGGCGAUCAAGACGAAGAAAGCAGGCGCAUUUGAGCGAUCUGGAAGAGCAAGUUGAGCAAUUGAGGGGAGAGAAUGCGUCGCUCUUCCAACAGAUGGCCAAUGCCUCUAACCAAUACAAAAAUGCUGCUACCAACAAUCGAGUCCUCAAAUCCGACGUCGGAGCUCUCAGAGCCAAGGUGAAAUUAGCAGAGGAUCUGCUGGCACGUGGCUCUUUGACCUCCAGUUUGACCCAUCUUCUUCACAACUAUCUCAACGCACCAGAGGAUGGCUACAUCUGAUGUGUGUGUGUGUGUGUUUUCUAUAUAUAUGAUAUCCUUAUAUAUGUAUGUUGUUGCAUGCUAGCUUUGAUGAUCAGCUUAUGUUAAUUUUAUUCAUUUCAUGAUUAUGUAUUAUUGAACUGCUGCGCUCAUCAUGUCAGACAUUAUAAUUUCAAUUCAUAAUUAGCUUUAUAUUUA